CCCAUUGAAGAAAUAAAGAGGCUUUAUCAGUCACUUGAACUUCAAUAACUAAUAAAUUUAUCAACAAAUAAAUAAUCUAUAAUGGCAUUCGGUGGUGAUCGUGGUGGACGCGGCGGUGGUCGUGGUGGACGUGGUGCCGGUAGAGGCGGCUUCGGUGGCCGUGGCGGUGGUAGAGGCGGUGCAACCCGUGGUGGUGGUGUACAAGGCCGUGGUGGUGGUAGAGGUGCUCCACGUGGACGUGGUGCACCAAGAGGUGGUGGACGAGGCGGCAGAGGCGGUGCCAAAGCUGGUCCAGGUGGAAAGAAAGGUGGUAACGUCAUCCUCGAACCACACAGACACAAGGGUAUUUUCAUCGCUAAAGGAAAGGAACACUUGCUUGUCACAAAGAAUCUUGUUCCAGGUGAAGCCGUUUACGGUGAGAAGAGAAUCGCAGUCGAAGGUGAAGAUGGCACCAAGGUUGAAUACAGAGUCUGGAAUCCUUUCCGUUCAAAGUUGGCCGCAGGUGUUUUGGGUGGUUUAGACAACAUCCACAUCCAACCAGGUUCAAAGGUCCUUUACCUUGGUGCCGCAUCCGGUACUUCAGUUUCUCACGUUGCUGAUGUCGUUGGCCCAGAAGGUUGCGUUUACGCCGUCGAAUUCUCACACAGAUCAGGUAGAGAUCUUGUUAACAUGUGCAAGAAGCGUACAAAUGUCAUUCCAAUCGUUGAAGAUGCACGUCACCCAAUGAAGUACCGUAUGUUGUUAGGAACAGUCGACGUUAUUUUUGCAGAUGUUGCUCAACCAGAUCAAUCUAGAAUUGUCGCUCUUAACGCACACCACUUCCUUAAGAAUGAAGGUCACGCAGUUAUCUCUAUCAAGGCUUCAUGUAUUGAUUCAACUGCUCCAGCUGAAGCUGUUUUCGCUCAAGAAGUUCGCAAGUUACAGCAAGAAUCAUUCAAGCCAAGAGAGCAACUUUCAUUGGAACCAUAUGAACGUGAUCACGCCGUCGUUGUAGCUCGUUACGAACGUCAUAAGUAAGCUUUUAAAAUUUAGACUCAAAAACUAAGCAGAAUAAAUUUAUUAUCUUCUCUCGCCUUUUUGUACUUUAUCAUCUCAUAAACUACGUAUAAAUCGUUUAAAAAAAUCAUUUAUUC
Messenger RNA from Wallemia mellicola CBS 633.66, 1133 nucleotides. Its product is annotated as Fibrillarin. NCBI's taxonomy places the organism in Eukaryota, Fungi, Basidiomycota, Wallemiomycetes, Wallemiales, Wallemiaceae. The coding region runs from base 82 to 1017 and encodes 311 amino acids. The transcript has 4 exons. The record is from RefSeq and is a predicted model, not a curated record. Gene Ontology annotation, cellular component: box C/D methylation guide snoRNP complex; small-subunit processome; nucleolus. Gene Ontology annotation, molecular function: rRNA methyltransferase activity; histone H2AQ104 methyltransferase activity; RNA binding. Gene Ontology annotation, biological process: box C/D sno(s)RNA 3'-end processing; rRNA methylation.